GUUAGGGCGGGGCUAAGGGCGAGACCUCGCCGAGUUCCACCGUUGCGCUCGCCACGUCUCCCUUAGCGAGCGCGCUGGGGACAUGCAGCGGGAGGGAAAACUGAGCGGGGCGGGAACUAUCUCCUCUCGCGAGAGCUGGCGACGGCGGCGGCAGCGGCAGAGGUGGCGGCGGCGUGUCCGUGAGAGUGGCGUGGGGGCGGGGAGGAGAGGCGGCGGCGGCAGCGUCCAAGCUACGCCACUCGGGCCGGGGCGUUGGGAGCGGGAGUGCAGAGCGUGGUCGUGGCGGCGGCGGUGAGAAGAGCGAGGCGGAGGAGGGGGUGCCAUGGCCGGGCAGCAGUUCCAGUACGAUGACAGUGGGAACACCUUCUUCUACUUCCUCACCUCCUUCGUGGGGCUCAUCGUGAUCCCGGCGACAUACUACCUCUGGCCCCGAGAUCAGAAUGCCGCGGGGAGAGUCUCAUUUACCCAGGCUGGUCUUGAACUUGCUUCAAGUCAUCCUCCCGCUUCAGCCCCCCGAGUAGCUGGGCUUACAGACUUGAGCCACUGUGUCAGGAUGGAUUUUUGAAAUUUGAAAGUCAUAUUUUCAUGAGCAAAUUCGAUUAAAGAAUAUCAGAAAAGUAUAUGGAAGGUGUAUGUGGUAUCGUUUACGGUUAUUAAAACCCCAGCCAAAUAUUAUUCCUACAGUAAAGAAAAUAGUUCUGCUUGCAGGAUGGGCAUUGUUCUUAUUCCUUGCAUAUAAAGUUUCCAAAACAGACCGAGAAUACCAAGAAUACAAUCCUUAUGAAGUAUUAAAUUUGGAUCCUGGAGCCACAGUAGCAGAAAUUAAAAAACAAUAUCGUUUGCUGUCACUUAAAUAUCAUCCAGAUAAAGGAGGUGAUGAGGUUAUGUUCAUGAGGAUAGCAAAAGCUUAUGCUGCUUUAACUGAUGAAGAGUCCCGGAAAAAUUGGGAAGAAUUUGGAAAUCCAGAUGGGCCUCAAGCCACGAGCUUUGGAAUUGCCCUGCCAGCUUGGAUAGUUGACCAGAAAAAUUCAAUUCUGGUUUUACUUGUAUAUGGAUUGGCAUUUAUGGUUAUCCUUCCAGUUGUUGUGGGCUCUUGGUGGUAUCGCUCAAUACGCUAUAGUGGAGACCAGAUUCUAAUACGCACAACACAGAUUUAUACAUACUUUGUUUAUAAAACCCGAAAUAUGGAUAUGAAACGUCUUAUCAUGGUUUUGGCUGGAGCUUCUGAAUUUGAUCCUCAGUAUAAUAAAGAUGCCACAAGCAGACCAACGGAUAAUAUUCUAAUACCACAGCUAAUCAGAGAAAUUGGCAGCAUUAAUUUAAAGAAGAAUGAGCCUCCACUUACCUGCCCAUAUAGCCUGAAGGCCAGAGUUCUUUUAUUGUCUCAUCUUGCUAGAAUGAAAAUUCCUGAGACCCUUGAAGAAGAUCAGCAAUUCAUGCUAAAAAAGUGUCCUGCCCUACUUCAAGAAAUGGUUAAUGUAAUCUGCCAACUAAUAGUAAUGGCCCGGAACCGUGAAGAAAGGGAGUUUCGUGCUCCAACUUUGGCAUCCCUAGAAAACUGCAUGAAGCUUUCUCAGAUGGCCGUUCAGGGACUUCAGCAAUUUAAGUCUCCCCUUCUGCAGCUCCCUCAUAUUGAAGAGGACAAUCUUAGACGGGUUUCUAAUCAUAAGAAGUAUAAAAUUAAAACUAUCCAGGAUUUGGUGAGUUUAAAAGAAUCAGAUCGUCACACUCUACUGCACUUCCUUGAAGAUGAAAAAUAUGAAGAGGUUAUGGCUGUCCUUGGGAGUUUUCCAUAUGUGACCAUGGAUAUAAAAUCACAGGUGUUAGAUGAUGAAGAUAGCAACAACAUCACAGUAGGAUCCUUAGUUACAGUGUUGGUUAAGUUGACAAGGCAAACAAUGGCUGAAGUAUUUGAAAAGGAGCAGUCCAUCUGUGCUGCAGAGGAACAGCCAGCAGAAGAUGGGCAGGGUGAAACUAACAAGAACAGGACAAAAGGAGGAUGGCAACAGAAGAGUAAAGGACCCAAGAAAACUGCUAAAUCAAAAAAAAAGAAACCUUUAAAAAAAAAACCUACACCUGUGCUAUUACCACAGUCAAAGCAACAGAAACAAAAGCAGGCAAAUGGAGUCGUUGGGAAUGAAGCUGCAGUAAAGGAAGAUGAAGAAGAAGUUUCAGAUAAGGGCAGUGAUUCUGAAGAAGAAGAAACCAAUAGAGAUUCCCAAAGUGAGAAAGAUGAUGGUAGUGACAGAGACUCUGAUAGAGAGCAAGAUGAAAAACAAAACAAAGAUGAUGAAGCAGAGUGGCAAGAAUUACAACAAAGCAUACAGCGAAAAGAGAGAGCUCUAUUGGAAACCAAAUCAAAAAUAACACAUCCUGUGUAUAGCCUUUACUUUCCUGAGGAAAAACAAGAAUGGUGGUGGCUUUACAUUGCAGAUAGGAAGGAGCAGACAUUAAUAUCCAUGCCAUAUCAUGUGUGUACGCUGAAAGAUAUAGAGGAGGUAGAGCUGAAGUUUCCUGCACCAGGCAAGCCUGGAAAUUAUCAGUAUACUGUGUUUCUGAGAUCAGACUCCUAUAUGGGUUUGGAUCAGAUUAAACCAUUGAAGUUGGAAGUUCAUGAGGCUAAGCCUGUGCCAGAAAAUCACCCACAGUGGGAUACAGCAAUAGAGGGGGAUGAAGACCAGGAGGACAGUGAGGGCUUUGAAGAUAGCUUUGAGGAAGAAGAGGAGGAAGAAGAUGAUGAUGACUAAGCAGUACUCUGAAUGGACCACAGUGUUUGCACAUAUUUGCAAUUUUUUGCUGUUUUGGAAGUGUAUCAUAAACCAGAAACAGUACAGAACUGAUGUUGAGGGAGGUGUAGUUUUUUUACUCUAGAAAUGGGUGCAUAAUAUAACUAGGCAGUGGCGGUGCCUUGGUACAACCUGAAAAAUGUUAAGGCUUAUUGAAACCUUUCAAGUAGGGGAUGGUACAUUUAUUUCAUCUGCAAAUGAUAAUAAAUCCUUUGUUAUUAUAACUGUCCAGAAGUGUGGGCUAUGUAUUAUCUGAUCAGUCUAUGGUCCCAGUAAAAGUAAAGAUGCAGGAAACACAGUCUGUAAAUGAGUGACUUUUCUUUGUUCAGCUUUAGUUUUAGCAAACACCACAAAUAUGUUUUAAGUAACAUCGCUCAAGUUUAAGUAACAUCGCUCAAGUUGAUAAUCUCUUGAUAAACUCUGUUGUUGACAUUUUGCAGUGAUACAAGACUGUAGCAGCUCCACUCAUAGAUUUAAACUUUUAUUUUUACUUAUCUUGGUCAUAAGUUGGCAUUCUCUCACAUUCCACAUGAUAUAGAGGGCUACGUUUUGGAAUUUUCCUUUUCUUAAUUGCCCAGAGUUAUCAGACAGAUUAUAAAAAUGGCUUUUAAUGGCUUAAACCAUUUCUAAACCUCUAUCUUAGCAGAUCAAUGCAGGAUCUAAUUCUUUUGAUAAGUUCUAGCUCUAAAAGUGAUAGUGGGACUGUAUGUUUUCUGAUACUGGUGGCUUAUGUUAUUAAACCUUUUUUAAAAAAGGUUCACUCUAAAAGCUGAACUACAUCCUUAGUUUUCAGUCUACUUGACUCUAUCAGGAGCUUUUUAAGGAAAGUAAGUAUAACAUGCAAAGGAAGCUUUUUUUGUAUUCAUUUUGGACUCCUGUCAAUAAAAAUAGAAGUUUGUUGACUCGU
Pan troglodytes (chimpanzee) is the source of this 3693-nucleotide messenger RNA. RefSeq names its product SEC63 homolog, protein translocation regulator (gene SEC63). Gene Ontology annotation, biological process: post-translational protein targeting to endoplasmic reticulum membrane; SRP-dependent cotranslational protein targeting to membrane. Gene Ontology annotation, molecular function: transmembrane protein transporter activity; RNA binding. The coding region runs from base 633 to 2747 and encodes 704 amino acids. The transcript is spliced from 22 exons. Lineage: Eukaryota; Metazoa; Chordata; Mammalia; Primates; Hominidae. Gene Ontology annotation, cellular component: Sec62/Sec63 complex. The record is from RefSeq and is a predicted model, not a curated record.